Cyprinodon variegatus (sheepshead minnow) is the source of this 1540-nucleotide messenger RNA. It is a transcript of the gene slc50a1, whose product is annotated as solute carrier family 50 (sugar efflux transporter), member 1. Lineage: Eukaryota; Metazoa; Chordata; Actinopteri; Cyprinodontiformes; Cyprinodontidae. Gene Ontology annotation, cellular component: membrane. The transcript has 6 exons. The record is from RefSeq and is a predicted model, not a curated record. The coding region runs from base 141 to 800 and encodes 219 amino acids. Gene Ontology annotation, molecular function: sugar transmembrane transporter activity. Gene Ontology annotation, biological process: carbohydrate transport.
ACAAAUACGGAAAUACAGUUCAGCAUCCUGGUAGUUGUCUGCAGACGUUUCUUCUUCUUUUUUUGUCCUGUAUUUUGAUAUUUUUUGUUGAUCAUAUUAAAACAGCGUGACAGGUGCUGUAGAUAUUUGCUUUCCGCUUUAUGGAUUUGACUCAGCUUCUGUCAUGGGCCUGCAUCGUGUUCACAGUCGGGAUGUUCUCCACAGGACUGACCGACCUGAAGAAGAUGCGAGAAUCCAAAAGUGCAGACAACAUCCAGUUUUUGCCCUUCCUUACCACUUGUCUAAAUAACCUGGGCUGGCUGUUUUAUGGUACCCUGAAGAGGGAUCACACCAUUGUCGUAGUGAACAUCAUUGGAGCACUUCUCCAAAUCCUCUAUAUUGUAAUGUACUUCAUCUACACUAAACACAAGCGGCAAGUGAUGCUCCAGACUCUGGCUGCAGCAGCAGUGUUGAUCUGUGGAUGGUUAUACUUCACCACCUUUUUAACAAAGGGGGAGGCUCGACUUAAUCAGCUUGGUCUCACCUGCAGUGUGGUCACCGUCAGCAUGUACAUGUCUCCACUCACAGACCUGGUAGCAAUAAUCCGCAGUGGUAACGUGCAGGUCUUAUCCUUCCCUCUAACUGUUGCCACCUUCUUUACUUCAACCGCCUGGGUUCUCUAUGGCCUGCAGCUGAACGACUACUACAUUACGGUUCCAAACAUGCCAGGAAUCUUCACCAGCCUGAUCAGAUUUUAUCUGUUCUGGAAAUUUGAAUCCACUGGUCAAAGUUCACCCUCCUAUAAGCCUUUGCAUAUAUGAGGUGGGGAAAAUAGGGAGAAAGACAGUUCAAACAUGUCAGUUUGUGAAAGAAGAGGUUUUACAUAUUUUCUCAUUCCUGCUGGAGGAGAGCGAAUCUUAUACAUGGAGUGACACCAAUUAUGAAGUAGUAAUAACAAAUAAUUUGUAUGUUUUACAUGGGGUUCAACUGUUAUUUUCAUGCAGUGAUGCUUUUCUUUGCUCUUUGCCUUUAAGCAAGUCUCACAUGGUUGUGUAUGCUAAUAAGUAUUACCGGCACUCACCGACCUUUUGUCGUGUUGUGAAACAAUCUAAAUCUGAUUUCAGCAUCAUUUAAUUAUAGCCAAAGAUUUAAAGUAGUUCUGCCUUCUUGACUUUUAUUUUUAAUAUAUACAUAUUUAUGUAUAUUUUUGUGUUUGUACCCUGGUACUUAUUUCGGGACCAUUAUGGAAUAUAUUGCUGCAUAUUUUCCUGCACAGCUUGUCGAGAUGAGUUUGUAUCUCUUCAGACUUUAUAUUUGUGCCUUUCUUUUUAUGUAACCAUGUAUAUAGAUUCUAUCUCUAUUGUGGCAAUGAUAUUUGUCCAGGACUCUUUUCUAAAUAUUUGGACCUAAACUUAUAUAUAUAUAUAUAUAUAUACCCUUAUAAGUUCUAUAAGACCCUUAUAAGUGCUUAUUGAGCACAUUUUUUAAGGCCAAAUAGUUUACAAAUAUUUUUUGGUAUAUUUUUAUGGUUUGUAUAUGGAAUUUAAUAAACUUUCUGACA